UCGGAAUCAUUAUGAGCCUCUCUCCAUUAACGUUUUAAACAAUUUUCCGAAGGCCAUCAACGUUAACCGUUCUAGAUUGUUCCAACAAAAUUUCAUCGCAUUUCGGAGUGUUUUCUCCGAUCAUUGCCUUCUCUUUUCCGGCGCCGAUCCGAUCAACCUAAGGAGAUUGUUGAGGGAUCAAAAGAUGAGUCAAGUAUUUGAAGGUUAUGAGCGGCAAUACUGUGAGAUAUCUGCUAAUCUUUCGAAGAAGAUUACUUCAGCUAGUGUCCUUGAUGGCGAACAAAAGAAACAGAAACUAUCUGAAGUUACUGAAGGAUUAGAAGAUGCUGAGGCACUGAUACGUAAAAUGGAUCUAGAAGCUCGGAGCUUGCCCCCGAGUGUGAAAGCUACACUUCUUGUCAAGUUGAGAGAGUACAAAACAGAUUUGAACAAUUUGAAAUCAGAAGUGAAGAGGAUCGCAUCGGGUAAUGCCAACCAAGCAGCUCGGGAUGACUUGUUGGAAUCUGGAAUGGCAAACACAUUGACGGCAUCAGCAGAUCAACGAGCAAGGCUACUGAUGUCAACUGAAAAAUUAGGUAAGUCGAGCGACAGGAUCAGGGAAGGUCGGAAAACAAUGCUUGAAACGGAGGAGCUUGGCGUCUCAAUUCUUCAGGAUUUGCACCAGCAACGUCAAGCCCUCCUGCACGCACAUAACACUCUUCAUGGGGUGGAUGAUAACAUUGGCCGGAGCAAGAAAAUUCUGACCAACAUGUCAAGACGGAUGAGCAGGAACAAAUGGAUCAUCGGCAUUAUCAUUGCAGUCUUAGUAAUCGCCAUACUUGUCAUUCUCUACUUCAAGUUGACCCGCCGCUGACUUCAACUGCAGGAAGUCCCUUGGUUUUCUCGUCAUUCAUUACACGACGCCCAAGUGUAUUUCUAUGCCCUUGAUUUGUUGUAAUCAUGAGGUGUGUGGAUUAUGUUUUUCAUUAAUCUGUUUGAAGGCCCAGUUUAUAUGUCAUCCUCGGAGUUGUUUCCAUGUCAAAUAAAUCAAUAUUUGACUCA
Salvia miltiorrhiza (redroot sage) is the source of this 1041-nucleotide messenger RNA. Its product is annotated as vesicle transport v-SNARE 13-like. Gene Ontology annotation, molecular function: SNARE binding; SNAP receptor activity. Gene Ontology annotation, cellular component: SNARE complex; late endosome membrane; endoplasmic reticulum membrane. The record is from RefSeq and is a predicted model, not a curated record. The transcript is spliced from 6 exons. Lineage: Eukaryota; Viridiplantae; Streptophyta; Magnoliopsida; Lamiales; Lamiaceae. The coding region runs from base 185 to 853 and encodes 222 amino acids. Gene Ontology annotation, biological process: vesicle fusion; vesicle-mediated transport; intracellular protein transport.